This is a messenger RNA of Oncorhynchus keta (chum salmon), 7785 nucleotides long. Its product is annotated as inositol polyphosphate-5-phosphatase A-like. The transcript has 16 exons. The coding region runs from base 351 to 1535 and encodes 394 amino acids. The record is from RefSeq and is a predicted model, not a curated record. Gene Ontology annotation, molecular function: inositol-polyphosphate 5-phosphatase activity. Lineage: Eukaryota; Metazoa; Chordata; Actinopteri; Salmoniformes; Salmonidae. Gene Ontology annotation, biological process: phosphatidylinositol dephosphorylation.
UGCUUGAUCUGGUCGCGGGGCAGAAGGAACUGUUCUGGCGCAGGCAGCAGGUAUAAAUCCAAUUACAACGAAGAUAGAAAUCCUGUCCUGCUAGUUCUCAGCAGACAUGGAAGAUAAGUCUAUCUUUGAGCAGGAGUUAAGACGAAAGACUACUCCCGCCAUCAACCAAAAGCGGGCAAGUUAAAAACAGCAGAAACAAAUGAUCAAGAUGAAUUAUACGACCGACUUCUUCAGCGACAUAUACAAUACAGCACCGUAUCAGUAAGCUGUUUGUAACACACGCAGAGGAUUUUGCCAUCGCGUCUAACGGAGUUCUUCCCGCGGACUAUUUCUGGAAUUCGAUCGUUAUCAUGGAAAUGUACACUGACGUCCUACUUGUCACUGCAAAUGUUGGAUCAUUAUUCGACAAUGUGGGUGAGAUUGAGAGUGACUGGAUGCGAGAAUUCUUUGGGACAGUCCAGAGUCACAAACCACGCUUCAUUGCCCUGCAUUUCCAGGAGGUUGGAGGGAAGGACUACAUGGUCAACAUGGGCCAUGCAGAGAACUUCUUUUGUAACAUUGAGUCCAAUGAGGAGAUGAGGGACUUUGACAGGGUCUGCACCUAUGUGGACAACCACUUCAAGAACGUGGACAGCUUCACUGCCUUGGGAAGCAUGUACUUCAUCCAUAAGUCAUUGAAAAACAUCUACCAAUAUGAUUUUAAUGUUAAGGAUUUCAAAACAGUGUCUGGACAGAACAAGUAUGUAGGCUCCCUGGAUGAAGUAACCACAGUGGAGAAAGAAAAAUUCCUGAAGAAUUUCUGGCCCGAUUUCAAAUGGUCGAGGAAGGGCUUUAUGAGGACCCGGUGGAUCAUUCACAACCAGGGUCUGGACCUAGUCAACGUACACCUCUUCCACGAUGCCUCCAACCUCAUUGCCUGUAACACCAGUCCCUCCAUUUACUCAGACAACCGCCAGAAGGCCCUGAGAUAUGUCAUCAACAGGAUAUCAGACAGCAGCUACACCCCACUCCCCUUCUUCCUGUUUGGGGAUUUCAACUUCCGCCUGGACACCCUUAGCCUGGUCCAGAACUUGUCCACUUCAGCAGUGGUGCAGACAGUGAAGAAGGACAGCAGUAAUGAGGUGGAAAAAAUUAUCUGUGAGCAAAAGGACAAUGACCACAAGGUUCUUCUCCAUAUUGAGACCAAGAUGUUUGCCUACCUGCACCAGGCAGUGUUCACAGAGGACAACGGCAGAGCGAUUCUGAAGUAUGACAAGGAGAUCUCAGCCUUUCAAGAUGUCAUUACAGAGGAAGACAUUCUGUUUCCACCCAGUUACCCAUACUGUGAGGACUACACUAAACCCACCCAGUACAUGAACACUCGCUGCCCCUCCUGGUGUGACCGCAUUCUCAUGUCUCACACUGCCCAAGAUAUCAUCCACAGGAGAGAUGAUGGAGCGAGCAGUGUUGUUUACAACACAAUGGGCCCUAAUGUCUGCAUGGGAGACCACAAGCCUGUAUUCUUGUCCUUUGCACUGAAGACGAAUGGCCAUUGACAAGGAUCCCGCUCAAUGGUAUGCCAGUAUCUAUCCAACACAAGUCCCACUGGCCAUCACCAUCACACUCCCACUCCACUAUCUGUACCAGAGGAUAAACAGAACAGCUCGUAGCCAGUCACGGGACCCAGCCUCUCUCUGAUGUACAUGCAGUCAGUCAGUAUCCACCCAACCAGGUUCCUCAUGUUCUCUUCUCCUCUCACUCCAAGUUAUUGAUUGCCAUGGCUUGGGUGACAUCACCACAGAUUUGAUCAUCAGCAUUAUGGAUUUUUUUUGACGGACAAUUUGCUCUGUCCUGUGCUCGGCCAUAUAUCUUAAAUCGUCUGACCCCAAAAUACACAGAGAUGCAGGGGGUAUUUUCUGGAGUCCUACCUUCAGUGCCCGACCAUUGGAACCAGAGUAUGUGUGGCAGUUUGCUGGAUGGAAUAGGGCCAACGAAAAGACAAUGGGACUGCUGGUCUUGUCAUGGAGGGCACCGGUCUGUCCCAAUGGGAUUAAAGAGACAUGUGAGGACACACACACUGGCAUCUUGCCAAGUAAAUACCCUAACUUCAGCUGAUCAAACGGUUUUCAAGUGUCAAGGGUCUACGGUUAAGUAUUCCUUCUGACAUCCCUGAAUGGAAUAUGCAUGCAUGCUUUUCAGUUGUAUUUUAGUAGUCUUUCAUUUUACCUAUUUAUUUUCUAACUUUUAACUGGUUACUAUCAAUAUAAGUAUGCUUAAAACAAAUAUUCAGAAACACAAUAAACAAAAGCUACUACAGUAUUUCAAUGCACCGUCAGCAUGUUUGGCCAGGUUGCGUCCCUCUUCAGAAUAGAGCAGUAGCAUAAUAUACAUUUCUCUGUGCAUUCUCAUGUUGUGUUGUCUUUUGUUAAAAACAUACAUUUCACCAGUACAUACAGUGCCUUCAGAAAGUAUUCAUACCCCUUGACUUAUUUCACGUUGUUGUGUUAAAGCCUAAUUCCAAAAAUGGAUUCAAUUUUUAAAAAUCUCACCCAUCUACACACAAUACCCCAUAAUGUCAAAGUGAAACAUGCUUUUAUACAUUUUAGCAAAUUUAUUGAAAAUGAAACACAGAAACAUCUCAUUUAUGUAAGUAUUCAGACCCCUGAGUCAAUACUUUGUAAAGGUCGAUUACAGCUGUGAAUCUUUUUGGGUAAGUCUCUAAGAGCUUUGCACACCUGGAUUGUACAAUAUUUGCCCGUUAUACCUCUUAAAAUUCUUCAAGCUCUGUCAAGUUGAUUGUUGAUCAUUACUAGACAGGCGCUAUUAAGUCUUGCCAUAGAUUGUCAAGCCGUUUUAAGUCAAAACUGUAACUAGGCCACUCAGGAACAUUCAAAGUAAUUUUGGUAAGCAACUCCAGUGUAGAUUUGGCCUUGUGUUUUAUAAAAAAUAAAUACCUUUUAACCCUUUUUUUCUCUCCAAUUUCGUGGUAUCCAGUUGGUAGUUAGUCUUGUCUCAACACUGCAACUCCCGUACGAGAGUCGUGCAUCAUCCGGAACACAACCCAGCUAUGGUGCUAGCAAAGACUUAUAGAUGACCUGGAGCCAGUGGGUUUUGCGACGAAUAUGUAGCGAGGGCCAGCCAACGAGAGCAUACAGGUCGCAGUGGUGGGUAGUAUAUGGGGCUUUGGUGACAAAACGGAUGGCACUGUGAUAGACUACAUCCAGUUUGCUGAGUAGAGUAUUGGAGGCUAUUUUGUAAAUGACAUCGCCGAAGUCAAGGAUCGGCAGGAUAGUCAGUUUUACGAGGGUAUGUUUGACAGCGUGAGUGAAGGAGGCUUUGUUGCGAAAUUGUAAUCCGAUUCUAGGUUUAAUUUUGGAUUGGAGAUGCUUAAUGUGAGUCUGGAAGGAGACUUUACAGUCUAACCAGACACCUAGGUAUUUGUAGUUGUCCACAUAUUCUAAGUCAGAACCGUCCAGAGUAGUGAUGCUAGUCGGGCGGGCGUGUGCGGGCAGCAAUCGGUUGAAGAGCAUGCAUUUAGUUUUACUAGCAUUUAAAAGCAGUUGGAGGCCACGGAAGGAGUGUUAUAUGGCAUUGAAGCUUGUUUGGAGGUUACAGAAUGGUGUCGUCUGCGUAGAGGUGGAUCAGAGAAUCACCAGCAGCAAGAGGGACAUCAUUGAUGUAUACAGAGAAAAGAGCCGUCCCGAGAAUUGAACCCUGUGGCACCCCCAUAGAUACAAGAUUAGUAUUGUGGAGUGAGUAUAAUGUUGUUGAUCCAUCGUCAGUUUUCUCAUAUCACAACCAAAAUCACAAAAAUCCUGAGUAGUUUCCUUUCUCUCCUCCAACUGAGUUAGGAAGGAUACCUCUAUCUUUUUAGUGACUGGGUGUAUUAAUACAUCAUCAAAAGCCUAAUUAAUAACUUUGCCAUCCUCAAAGGGAUAUUUGACAGCGCCUGCUUUUUAUUUUUUUAUUUAGGCUUGCCAUAACAAAGGGGUUGAAUACAUAUUUGACUAAAAGCAUUUGAACCUUACAUUUAUUAUUCAUUUCAAAAGAAUUCUUUAAAAAAAUCUAUUUUGACAUUAUGGGGUAUUGUGUGUGCAUCAGUGACACAAAAUCUAAAUGUAACCUAUUUUUAAUACAGGCUCUGACAACAAAAUGUAGAAAAAGUAAAGGGGUGUGAAUACUUUCUGAAUGCACUGUACAUACUAUCCCAGCUCAUCCCUCGAACAAUCUACUUUUUUUUUUAAAUGCCAUGCUGAGGUCUCUUUUCCUAACCUCCUUCCAUAACUAUGGUUAUAACUCAGCUUAAAUCAAUAAGAUCGUGUAAAAGACCAGUGGGACCAGAUUCAGGCUGGGAGCCCAUCAGGUCAGUAUGAAAAACGGAAAUGCCCUCCCUCCCCCAUCGGACCUCUAACUUGGAUUCCCACAGACUCUAAAGUAUAACAUCUACAUGCUGCUGAAUACUGAUUAUCACUGGGCUUUGCCUGCCUGCUACUCCACUCUGCUGGGUGUGCUCUCUGGUGGGUUGUACAUUGACAUAUUAUGGGGUGGGCCCAUGUAAUGGACAAACUUAUUAUGGUUCAACUGUAAGGUUAGUCCCUACUCUACAGGACAUUAAGACACCAUGAUAGCUGGCAGUUAUGUAGUCUGUUUUCAUUUCUGAUGUGUAUUGCCUGUGGUACGCAGCUACGUUAUUACCAUCAAGUGCUUUAUUCCACAAACUAUGGGCUAGUCCUUUAAAGUAGCUCCUCAAAGUUUCAAAUAUUUGUUAGUCUUUUUAGAGAAUUGAGGAGUGUGCUAAUAGAGAUGUAUCUUGUUCAGGGGAACUGGCUGAAUGUUAUUUUGUUUUUAAUGAUGCAUUCACCUAAUUUUAACAUUCUGUCAUAAAGAGCACAUGAUCAACGUAAUAAAAAACACAAACAUCUCAAGAGGUUUAAUAAAACAAUUACUAUAGAAAGCGCCUAUUAAGUGCCAAAUAAAGUAACAGGGUUGACAAUUUAAUCUUACAGUGGCAAGAAAAAGUAUGUGAACCCUUUGGAAUUACCUGGAUUUCUGCAUAAAUUGGUCAUCAAAUUUGAUCUGAUCUUCAUCUAGGUCACAACAAUAGACAAACAUAGUGUGCUUAAACUAAUAGCACACAAAUUAAUGUAUUUUCCUUGCCUGUAUCAUUUAAAGAAAAAGAAGAAAAAGAAGAAAAAGGUCAAGGAGGAAGAGGGAGAUUAAUCUGGUUGGGGAGAAACUGUAUUAUAUUAGAACUUUUAGUUGUCGUUGUUGCCUACAUCAUUGCCUACAUCAUUUAAACAUUCACAGUGUAGGUUGGGAAAAGUAUGUGAACUCCUAGGCUAAUGGAGUCCGCUAACCUGGAGUCCAAUCAAUGAGACGAGAUCGGAAAUGUUGGUUAGAGCUGCCUUUGCCCCAUGCCUCGAACAAAAGAGAUCUCAGAAGACCUAAGAUUACAAGUUAUUAACAUGCAUAAAGCUGGAAAGGGUUUCAAAAGUAUCUCUAAAAGCCUUGAUGUUCAUCAGUCCACGGUAAGACAAAUUGUCUAUAAAUGGAGAAAGUUCAGCGCUGUUGCUACUCUCCUUAGGAGUGGCCGUCCUGCAGAGAUAACUGCAAGAGCACAGUGCAGAAUGAUUAAUGAGGUUAAGAAGAAUCUUAGAGUGUCAGCUAAAGACUUACAGAAAUCUUUGGAACAUGCUAACAUCUCUGUUGACAAGUCUACGACACGUAAAACACUAAACAAGAAUGGUGUUCAUGGGAGGACACCAUGGAAGAAGCCACGGCUGUCCAAAAAAAACAUUGCUGCGCGUCUUAUGUUUCCAAAACUGCACCUGGAUGUUCCACAGCGCUACUGGCUAAAUAUUCUGUGGACAGAUUAAACUACGGUUGAGUUGUUUGGAUGGAACAUACAACACUAUGUGUGGAGGAUUCACAUACCCUGCACUGUGAAUGUUUACACGGUGUGUUCAAUAAAGACAUGAAAACAUAUCAUUGUUUGUGUGUUAUUUGUUUAAGCAGACUGUGUUUGUCUAUUGUUGUGACCUAGAUGAAGAUCAGAUCAAAUUGUAUUACCAAUUUAUGCAGACAUCCAGGUAUUUCCAGAAGGUUCACAUACUUUUUCUUGCCACUGUAAAUCAGCCGCAAAUCCCCUUGUGACGGGGAAUAUAAGCUUGUUGUGUUCAACAGAGUGGAAAUUGAAUGCAAGCUUCACCCAAAAAAUGUAAUAAAAAAAAAUGUGGACUGUCUAUAUGUGGGUAACAGUUGGCGUGUUGUUCUCGACCGGCUCAGUUCUCCACCACAAAACACCAGAAAAUGGACAAAAAGUAGAACCAGCUCAACUGCUUUUACACUGAUAUGAAAAUUAGAUGUUCAUUUUUCUUUUGGAAAAAAUAUAUUUAAAAAUGAGUAGUUUAACCAUAUUAAAUGAAGAGUUCAGUUCACGUAACAGGGUUGGCCUUAAAAUGAGUAACAGACAUAAAUGAAUUACUAAUCACAUUAAAUAAAUUAUCUUCAGAAAUGACUGUCAAAGCAACAAAAUAGCUAGGGCUUUACAAUGAUGGUGAAAAGUUGGAGAAGUGUUGGGGUUAAGUGGGUUAAUCUUCCUAGAAGUCACAGAGGGUACAUGGAGAGAUGUUUAGAGUCUUUACUCAUCUGAUUUAUUGAAUUAUCUGUGUGGUCUAUAUUAAAGGGCACUUCAUUGAAUAUAACUGGCUUUUAAAAUGAAAUAUUUGUGCAUCAUCUAUUCUAAAAAUAUCAAAUGGAUGCAAAAGGCACUCAUUUCGUGGAACGACCCAUCUAUUGUUUUACUGUUUCAGUUACUGUGAUCAGUUUAACUUCUGCCAAAUCACUAUAACUUGUUUACCAUACAAUUAUUUUAAGUGAAUGUGUCUGGAAUGGAUGUCUGAUAUCACAGCCACACACAAAAUCACAUGCAAGUAUGCACAUGCACACCCAGGCACAUGCACACCCAGGCACAUGCACACCCAGGCACAUGCACACCCAGGCACAUGCACACCCAGGCACAUGCACACCCAGGCACAUGCACACCCAGGCACAUGCUCACACAAACACACGCACAGUUCACAACAUUUUAAGCUUGAAACCACUAUAUUAUUUUGGUUGAAGUAAUUUUAUUGAUUUGAUCUAUUUUCCGUGUUCUAUGUUGAUUUGUGCUGCAGCAGUUCUUUGUUCAUUGUCCAUCCUCUGUAUUUUCUAUGAAGUGGAUGGCUGGUUUGCAUCAUUUUGUUUUAUUACAGACUAAUUCAAAGACUUUUAAUAUAUAAUCAUGGUUUUCAUAUUAUUUUAUAGUUGUAUGUGUUAUUCAGAAUGCACAAUGCAUAUUAAUGACUUAUUUAUAUUACUGUUAUACUCCCUAUAUUUUGAGGUGGAAAAUGCAUCAUUUGUAAUCAAUCUUCCUCUAGUAUGUGUUGACUGAUUUACACUCAAUCUGCUGUGAAGUAAUUGUAGACUGAUAAUACCAGGAUUCAUUAGUUCAAAUGUAUAGAUCCUUUUAAUCUGUACCCUCUCAAAUUUCCUUACGUUUGUUUACAAUUAAUGAUUGAUGUGUCUGCGUGGAAAGUGCAAGGCCCACCUGUCAAUAACAUAUUUGUAGUAGUUGAUUCAUGGUAUGGUCAACAUAUUCUAAUAAUGCCCUCCGGGGAAUGCUCUUGGUUUGGAGUUCAACAUGAGGCCAGUAGUAUUGUUAGAUGGAGUGGACUAAUGUUUGUCAUUUCUGGUCGAACACAAACAAACACUACAUUCUUGUAAUGCUUCCAGUUUUGUAAAUAAAUGUUGACCACUGCAAUUACA